Schistocerca gregaria is the source of this 2360-nucleotide messenger RNA. RefSeq lists its product as uncharacterized. Gene Ontology annotation, biological process: regulation of transcription by RNA polymerase II. Lineage: Eukaryota; Metazoa; Arthropoda; Insecta; Orthoptera; Acrididae. Bases 18 to 1022 code for a protein of 334 amino acids. The record is from RefSeq and is a predicted model, not a curated record. Gene Ontology annotation, cellular component: NuA4 histone acetyltransferase complex; nucleus. The transcript has 3 exons.
CGGAUAGUGCAUUAAAAAUGGUGGUGAAAGACAAAGAAGAAGUUUCCGAGCAGAUAGAAUGGAAUGUUGAAACAGAAGUGCAGUUAUUUUAUGCCAUGAUUGGCCACAAACCAGUUGGUGUUAACAAGCACUUCCAGAUGGCUUGUAUCCUUGAGAAGUUCAGAAAUGCACUGAAUAAAGACGUUUCAUCAAAAGUUAUAUGGGAUCAUUUGGACACAAUGUAUGACAUGCAGGCCUUGGAUGACACCGAGAACCUGCCCUUUCCUAAUGAUGAUAAGGACUUUUGUCUUCCUGAAACAGAGUUUGGUGAUUUGAUGGAAGAAAAAGUAAACUCGGGCUCUAGUAUGGAACAAUCAUCCACGGAUAAUGAGGUCAAGAAAGAGCCAAAAGCUGUGAAAGACGUGAUUAAAAAGGAAGUGAAUAACAAAGAGGUAAAGGAACCUGUUGUGAAAAAAGAAGGAAAAGAAAUUAAAGACACAUUCAAGGAAAUAAAGAGGGAGUCCAAGGAACAUACAAAGGAGCCCAAGAAAAUCAGCAAAGACAAAGACUUUAGAAGAGAAAGUAAAGACAGUAAAGAUGGAAAAAAGGAAAACAAGAAGGAAGUUAGGGAAACACCGAAAGAAAUUAAGGUAGAAUCUUUGGAGAGUAAAGAUGUCAGGUCACAUAAGGUACACCGAACAAGCACAAAAGAAAGAAGGGAGAGUAAGAAAGAUGAUACAGACAAGGAUGAUACUGCAGCCACGUCUUCCAUAAAGAAAGAACGCUCAAAGGACUCGCACGAACAUAGACAGGAAGAUACCCCAAAACGUAUUGCUAGUGGUGUUGGGAACAGUAGCAGUAGUGGGGGUGGUGGAGCAAACAGUGGGAGUGGCACUGGUGGAGGUGGUAGUGGUGGCAGUAGUAGCAGCAGCAGCAAGCGUUCAACAAGGGGUGCUCUGAAGCCAGAUGAUGUAAGUUCCAGCAAGUCAUCGAGUCCGAUCAGCGCACCUACUCCUCCCCCAUACAAAAGGAGAAGAACAUGACAGUUACGGCAGUUUUAGAUGCUUCCAAGUUUUGUUUUGUGAAGCACCUUAAGACUUCAGUAUUUGUAUUAGUAACGUCUUAAUCAGCUUUACAUCCAGAAGGAAUAAUUUCUCUUUCACAAAGAGAUAAUUGUACCAUUCUUUAAAGGAAGUAAUGUUUCUGUGUGCAUGCACGAGUUGAAAUUACAAAUGCAAGUAAUUCAUGUUGAGGAAAUUUAUGGUUAAAUGGGUCCAGGCAAUAAUAUUUAAAGUUAGAUAACAGGAAGAUGAAAUCAUAAAAUCCUAAGAAGAUCAAAUACCAAUGUGUAUAAAUGACCAUUUGUGGGAAAUAUGAAGAAGCUUACAGAAAAAGAUGAUGGCAACUUCUGAUUCAAGACAAACAUCCAUCACUCUCAACAAUGACUGUAAUCAUAACCUCUUCGUGUACUGGCAGAUAGGCUGUGUUUGAUGUAUAAGACAUAUUACCUUGCUGGUUGGUGUGUGUUUUAUGCAGGCUAUGAAGCUUGUUUAUUUGUUCUGUAGAAACAAUGUUGUUAUAUUUUGUUGUUCUUUGCUUGCAUGCUAUUAUGUAAGAAAACACAAAUUUUCCUGUGAUUUGGUUGGUUGAAAAUGUGGAUUGUGACUUCAGUAGGGUCUUCUGCUUUUAUAAUUAGUAGUCAUCAUGAAUCUAUUCUACAGCUAAAAAGUAUGUAUCUCAGUAAGAUCUGACUAUAGGAAAAGGGACAUCAUUGUGUUGUAUCAGUUAAAUUAUUCAAGUAUUUAUUUAACAUAUUGUCUGAUCAUAAAUGCAAUGAAAUAUUUUGUGUACAGAGCUGCCAAGGAAUAGAUGCAUUGUUGCAUGCACACCAUAUCCUAAUGCAGUAUUUGAGUAGCGAAAUUGUGUGCAGCAAUUAAUAAAAGCAUGUUGAGUUCAGCAUAAGCAAAAUCAUUGAUUGUGAAUGAGGUUUGUAUCAGUGUGAGAGUGACGUAGUUGCAUAAUUUUGACAUCAGUUCAAAUAGUUUAUGGUGCUUGAUAGAAUUAGAAAACAAAUCGUAACACACACUUUAGGUACAAUAGGUAUCUGUUGACAUGUCACACAAAACUGGAAUUGGCUCAGUUAAAUGUGCAAUGUUUCUUUAGUACAGAAUAAUCUAUAGAUUCGAAGUUAGUUACAAAUAUACAAAAUAUUGGCUAUAGUGGUGCAUUUUAAAAUUGACUCAGAAACUGGUAAUAAAUAUGUUCUUAAUAAUGUCGCCACAAGACAAAAAAAAAAAAAGAAAAAAGAUUCUGAAAUUUUCAGAACUAUAGAAGUUGAAUGUAGAGUAAUUCAAGAAAUUAAAAAAUUCUGUGGAGAAAUA